This is a messenger RNA of Austrofundulus limnaeus, 3726 nucleotides long. RefSeq names its product neurotrypsin. Gene Ontology annotation, cellular component: membrane. The record is from RefSeq and is a predicted model, not a curated record. Gene Ontology annotation, molecular function: serine-type endopeptidase activity. NCBI's taxonomy places the organism in Eukaryota, Metazoa, Chordata, Actinopteri, Cyprinodontiformes, Rivulidae. Gene Ontology annotation, biological process: proteolysis.
GUUGUGGCUCAGGACAGUUACUUGAACGAGGUGCAGAACUCAGUGCCUCUGUCCUGCUCUGAGGGGUUCACCGAGCUGGGGUAUUACAACGGCACCGUGUCCCAGACCGACUCCGGCGCCCCCUGUCUGAAGUGGACUGAGUUUCCAGACUAUGUUAUGCAGUACCCGGGCCGGGGCCUUGGGGACCACAGCUACUGCAGGAACCCAGACCGCGAGUCCAAUCCGUGGUGCUUCUUCAGGCAGAACUCGGGCGCCAUUGGCUGGGCUUACUGCGACUGCCACCAAGGUGCAGUCCGUCUGGCUGGUGGGUCACUGUCUGGCAGUGGACGGGUUGAAGUUUACCUGAAUGGCCAGUGGGGGGCGGUGUGCAACUCUCACUGGACAGAUAGAGAUGCCAGUGUGAUCUGCCGGCAGCUGGGCCUGGGGGACAUCGGUACCGCGCUGCAGCACUCCCAGUUCGGCUCGGGCUCCGGCCUCUUCCACUACGAGCGACUGGGUUGCCGUGGAGACGAGGUCACCCUGAGCAAGUGCCGGAGCAGGACGUUUGUCACCGGUGACUGUAGCCACGGAAACGAGGCGGCGGUGGCGUGCGCGCCACCGGAAGGUGGUGGUCCUCCACUGCGAUUGGUUGGAGGCGAGGAGGACUUUGAAGGUCGGGUGGAGGUGUUCCACGCAGGACGGUGGGGCUCGGUUUGUGACGACCAGUGGGACGACCGAGACGCCCAGGUGGCGUGCAGGCAGCUGGGCUUUGGGGGAGUCGCAAAGGCCUGGUCCUGGGCCCACUUUGGUCAGGGUUCAGGUCCGAUUCUGAUGGAUGCUGUGAAGUGCACCGGAAACGAGCUGUUCCUGGAUCAGUGUCCCCACGGAGACUGGGAGCAGCAUAACUGUGACCACAUGGAGGACGCUGGGGUCUCCUGUAGUCCUUAUACAGAUGGCGUGGUGCGCCUGGUGGGCGGAGACAGCCCCUGGGAGGGUCGAGUGGAAGUGUUUCACAACGGAGACUGGGGGACRGUUUGCGACGACCACUGGACCCAGCAGCACGCAGAGGUGGUCUGCAGGCAGCUCGGCUACAGGGGUCACGCCGAGGUCGUAGCAGACGGGGCGUUCGGCGAGGGCGUCGGUCUGAUCCUCCUGGACGACGUCCACUGCGAGGGGUCCGAGACAUCCCUGCUCAACUGUCGCCAUGGGAUCUUUGGACGCACCGACUGCUCCCACAGCGAGGACGUUGGCGUCCGCUGCAGAGGAAGACCCAGCCAGGAGACCAACGAGGUGCCGGUCAUCGCACCUUCCACAGGUCCCCUGGUGCGUCUCGUGGGUGGCGGCAGCAGGAAGGAAGGUCGAGUCGAGGUGUAUCUCCAUGGAGACUGGGGAAGUAUUUGCGACUCGGGCUGGAACGACCUGAACGCCGCCGUGGUGUGCAGACAGCUCGGACACAGCGGUGGAGCGGUGGCUGCUGGAGGGUUCGGUCAGGGGAAAGGACCCAUCCACCUGGACCAGGUGAGGUGCACGGGGAAGGAGGAGUUCCUGGGAGAGUGCCCCUCUCUUGGACAGAACAUCCAGGGCUGCAGACGCAGAGAGGACGCAGGAGUGAGGUGUGACGUCACACCGCGGGGGUCCACGUCAAAGAGCGAGCCUCAGAGUAAGAGCUGUGGGCUGAGGAAGCUGGCGGAGGAGAACGGGAAGAGGAGGAACCAGGAGGACAACAUGCUUAGGACGUCGUGGCCUUGGCAAGUGUCGGUGUGGCUUCAGACUCAGGAAGUGGUGGGUGGUCCCCUGUGCAGUGGGACCCUGAUCAGUCCCUGCUGGGUGCUGACGUCAGCGUCCUGUGUCAGCAGGUUUGGCAGCGAUGACCCGUCGCGGUAUGUGGUCCGGGUGGGAGCGUCGGAGCAGAGUCUGACCCCGCAGCAGGUGGUGGUUCACCACAAGUUCAAGGGUCAGAGCGGAGGCCAUGAUUUAGCCCUGCUGAAGCUGCCCAGUGCCAAGGGUCACUGCCUGACCUUUGAAACUAACACUAACGCAGCGUGCCUCCCUACUCCUGAAGCUGCAGCAGGGGAGAAGUCUCCAUCUUCUUGUGUGGUCAUGGUUACCACAAGCUGGACAGGACCAGACUCCGUCAUCGCCUCCUGGGUCCCUCUGAUGUCGUCAUGGCAAUGCAAGAAGCGCUACGGCAACAGCUUCUCCAGCCACGGCACGCUGUGCGCCGGCAGUCCUCCAGACACCAGCCUCCUCCACAGYGAUGGCUGCCAGGGCAACUCCGGAGGCGGGCUGGUGUGUCAGGAGGAGGGGGGCCGAUGGGUCCUCAUGGGGGUCGUGGCCGGGGGCUAUGGCUGCUCCGACCCCUCCUCGCCGGCGCUGUACAUGCGAGUCAGCCGCUUCAGGAGCUGGAUGGACGAGGUGAUGGACACGCACAGGCGUCCCCCGGCGACGCAAGACCACCCGACACGCGCCAACAGUGAUGAGCGCGCGCACAGCGAGCUCAAACAUAGAGGAACCGGCGAGGUCAAACGCRCAUUCUCGCACACUCAUCAGCAGCCUCACAUGAAAACGCACACGUUCCACGCAGGAGACAAAAACAAACAGCUGGAGGCCUGACUGCAGCUGCUGGCCACCGCCUGUGCCAUCCUGUGACCGCCUGAGAGGAAGGAGCGAACGAAAUGAUGCUUCAGCUUAAAAUGAAAACAGGUGUUACACCAUAUUUUGUGACCGUCAUAUAUUGUGACUAGAGGGGGCGCUAUUGCUUUUCUACAACAGGACUUGGCCGAACAUGGGCACAAAGAAGAAUAUGAUACGCCAAAUGUGUAAUAAGCCGGAGGCUGAAGACAUACGAAGAAAAAAAAUCUAAAACUGUUGAUUGUUAUACAUGAUCACAAUAUAUGUAUGACAGCUUGUCAUAUACUGUGACUUCACUGUAGCUAAGGAAAUAGUAAAAUUAUUUAUUCAAAUUUAAUUGUUUACAUCAUCUAGUGUCAGAAAAAUCACAUUUGAUCACUGACAUAGUGACUGUUAUCAAAUUAGUACAGGGUCACAUAAUAUGAUAGCUAUUAUCAUAUAUAGUAGUAUUAAUUGUAGUAUCAGUCAACAUGCCAGUGAUCAGAAGUUAUUUUUCUGACAUUAGGGGAUGUUAACAACAAGUAGAAUCACUUUACAAAAAAUAUUUUUAUUAUUUACCAAGCUACAGUGAAAUCACAAUAUACAGUAUAACAACAGUUGUCAUAUUUUGUGACCUCUGGCUACACUUUCAUCAUAUUCUUUAUGGCCAUGCUUGGCCAAGUUCUGUUGUAGAAACCUAACAGUGCCCCCUCUGGUCACAUAUGACGGUCACAAAAUAUGGUGUAACACCUGAACUCGCUGAAACUAAGUGUUUCUCAUCGUCAGACAGAGUGUUUGUCUUUACCGUCUUUACCGACAGAACGGAGGCCGAUGGGUUGUUAGAGUGACAGAUUUAUCAGCAUGCUAACGCAGAGCUUUUACUGAUAAAGAAAAAAACUAAGAAAAAGAAAAAAACAUCAGCACGGCAUGUAUUUAAAAGGACUGUUUGCAAAAAACCCAAACAUCUGAGGGACAUUUCAAAGACGGUCACACAUGAAUCUAUGCUAAUUCCACCCAUUUAUGUGUCCGUGUUCAAAGCUAACCAACAGAAUGUGUCGUAUUUUAGGAUCAUCGAUGUAGAUAAUCUACAGCAGCCAAGGCUCGUCUUUCAAUUAGCUUUUUAUAAAAAAAAAAAAA